Syngnathoides biaculeatus (alligator pipefish) is the source of this 2563-nucleotide messenger RNA. It is a transcript of the gene spata17, whose product is annotated as spermatogenesis associated 17. The transcript has 10 exons. Gene Ontology annotation, cellular component: spindle pole. Lineage: Eukaryota; Metazoa; Chordata; Actinopteri; Syngnathiformes; Syngnathidae. Gene Ontology annotation, biological process: spindle organization; mitotic cell cycle; establishment of meiotic spindle localization. The record is from RefSeq and is a predicted model, not a curated record. Gene Ontology annotation, molecular function: protein binding. Bases 127 to 1098 code for a protein of 323 amino acids.
ACCAUGAGGCGGUGCAUCAAAUAAAUGCAUUAAAAUGUUUUUUUAAAUAAUAAUAAAAAAAAGUUCCGGAAGUAACCUGUCACGCUCAGGUUCUAUGUUUCCACGGAAACCGUAAACGAGGAAGACAUGGCGGAGCUCUUGCAGAUUCAGACUGUACUCGAAGAGUUCCGAAAGCUACACUUUUACAAAGCAAGGUUAGCUGAGGCAACCAGACGGACGGAAUACAAGGCUUCUCUCCUAAUUCAGAGCUGGUUCCGAGGAUUCAAGGUGCGCUUUUACAUCAGGCGUCUGCAUGAGAAGGCGGUCAUUAUACAGAAGAUAUGGCGAGGCUUCAGAGCAAGGGCACGUUACAGACAAAUGGUGAUGGCAGCAUAUUUUAUCAUGAAGAUAAAGUUCUACAAUGACAUGGCGGUCAGGAUCCAGCGAAGGUGGCGAGGAUUCUAUGUGCGAAAGUACAUCCAUAGCUUCUAUUCUCGCAAGAGCUAUCUGGAAAGACUAUCCAGAACAAAUGAAUUAGUAAGGAGAGAGAUGGAUGAACUUGAAGAGCUCCAGAAGAGAGAGAGAAUCUGUCUGAAAAAGGUGAACGAGCAAAAAGCCAAAGUCUACCAAGCUUACAGAUGGCACCACCUCCUCAGCACAAAACAGUGCCCAGGGGUCUUCAACUCUCCAUUCAGGCUUGCCCCCCAUGAGAUGGAGUUACUAUUGAGGGAGGUCAAGUACCUGACCCCCACCACGCUAGUCCCUCAGGACUGUGGUCAUCUCAUACCUGCAGCUCCAACACACUCGAGUUUUGAUGGGACUGGGACUGAAUCCCUGAGGAGCAAAACAAGAGCCUGCUGUUCCCCCAAGCCUAUACUUCCCCGUAUCACUAGCACAAAACAGCAGGUCCGGAUCAGAGACCCCAGAGAAAUGUGGGAGCAAAAUGUACGUUUUCCUGAGCUCACUGUAGGUCUGCAGAACUCGUGCACGCACUUUGAAGAGGCUCAGAAUGACUUGCAUUUCUACAGUGGCACACCAGGACCAGAAAGUACGCACCACCAUUUGGACCACAGAAGUCUUGCCAUUCCUCAUCCAGAAAAUGCCAUGAAUCUCACAUAAUGCCGAUACCAACAGCAGCUUGGCAUCACCAUCGCAUGCCUGAAAAUGCCUUCACGGCUUGUGUGUGGAGAGCAGAGGUGCUGACAGGGCCGUGUGGCACUGCGGUGUUCUCAAGAGGAAUGUGAAGAAAAGAAGGAAGAAACUGAAAUCCUUACGUUCUGUCGGGAUCAAAUGUGACGCUUUUGGACAUGUUUCCUAUUGCAAUCCAAAUGCAAGAAUGAAAAGACAUAAAAAUGACAGUCUUUCGUGCAGGUGCGACCAAGUUUGUUUCUACUGUGACAGUCAAAUUGGAGACAUUUACUAAAACGUAUUUUUCGGUUAACUAGUGAUAAAAUGUAUUUUCAAUUAACUAGUAUGCGUUAAAAUGGUGGUAAUAGAAAAAGUCUUCAGAGUAGUGUGUCUUCAUUCUCCAGUAAUUUUUCUACCCUGAUCUGCUCAGAAAAUAGUCGUGAAUGUUGCACAUAAUCAAUAUUUACAAAUCAACUUGUAAAAUGCACAAAACACGCUGCAAUUUGAGGUCUGACAGCUUCUGUACAUGAUUGCAUGUUUCAUGUGCUUGCACGAGCGUGUGUCAGGGUUAUCGUAAGGUCACGGAUGAAGCUGCAGGGAAGAGGGCCAAAUGCCAUUGCGACACACACACACACACACACACCAGAGAGAGGGGCAGGGUUGAGCCGACAGGACAUCGACGGUGUGAUUCACCUGUCGCUUCGGAGGAAAAUCACAUCAGAGAUAGCCACAAUCCCAAUCUAGAAUCCCCCUACCCUACAUCUACAGUUAACAGUGAAAAUCUAGAAUACUAGUUCAAAUAGAAGUUCAUUUAGGAGCCAGUUAAGCAUACAUGCUAUAGGCCACAUCCAGUACUUUCCAUUACAGCUCUAAUAGGGCCAUAUUUCCACAUUACGUAUUAAGUUUGCUGUUUGCGCACCUUCAAGAUAUACACUGCAUAAGAGCAUAAGCAUUUGUGGAUAACCACAAAAGAGGCAGAAGUCAAAGAAGUCCGAGGGUGGCUGCAUUUCCUUCAGCGUUUCACUGAACGGAUAUGGAAGUAAUGCAAGUUGAGAUUUUCAUUCAUCCCGGUCCGGUCAUUUCAUUCUCUGCACUAAGUCAAUCGCAACUCUACUGUUUGCCAUAGAAGCCUCAUCUGAGCAGGUUUCAUAUGGUCGUGCAACAAGACUUGGGAUAAAAAUAGCUAGUUUUGUCUUACUUUUGCCCUAACCAAUCAGUAUUGCGUGACUUGAUGAGAGCUGAAAUGUUUUCAGAGACAACCAGAACAGUCCAGUUGCUCAUGAUUCGAAGCCUUGUGAAUACGGAAGUUGUCACCUGUCAGACGUGCCCAUUUCUAACGUGCCCAUUGCUCCAUCACGCUUUGUACGAGAGCAAGUCUAAUUGUAUUCUGUAUGAAAUAAAUCCAAUAAAAGUAAUUGACAGUGCUCAUGACUGAACGCCUGUUUGAAGGGAUAUA